This is a messenger RNA of Caenorhabditis remanei, 2568 nucleotides long. RefSeq lists its product as uncharacterized. Bases 1 to 2568 code for a protein of 855 amino acids. The record is from RefSeq and is a predicted model, not a curated record. Gene Ontology annotation, cellular component: mitochondrion. NCBI's taxonomy places the organism in Eukaryota, Metazoa, Nematoda, Chromadorea, Rhabditida, Rhabditidae. Gene Ontology annotation, molecular function: protein binding; oxidoreductase activity. The transcript has 13 exons.
AUGAUCGGGCAUCGUUUGGCAAAAUGGAGAUGGAGCAGAAGUUAUACAACAGCAGUCGCCAACGCUGACGUCGUCGUUUGCGGUGGUGGAAUAUCAGGAACUUCUAUUGCCUAUCAUCUAGCGAAACGGGGUAAAAAAGUAGCACUGGUUGAAAAAGAUUCGAUAGGAUGUUCUGGCGCCACAGGACUCUCUGCUGGACUCGUAUCUGCUCCAAUAUUCUGGCAAGAUACAAGUCUUCAAGCUAUUGCUCAAGCUUCUCUCGAUUUGUACUCACAUUUGGCAAAAACUUGCAAAUUCCGGUAUGUAAAAUGUGGUAGAACAUAUCUUGCCUCAAGCAUGGCAAACGAAAUUCUCCUGCGGCGAAUGUAUUCGAGAGGUGUAGUUCAUAACGACAAGGUUGAACUGCUUGAUUGUCAAAGCGAAAUGCUCGAAAGGUGGCCGUUUUUGCAGACUGAGGAUGUUCAGUUGGCUUUGUACUCUCCAGAAGACGUCGCUUUGGAUCCAGUUGCUUUGUGUCAACAUCUUGCUCUGAUCGCAAAGGAUCAUGGCGCGUUGAUAUACGAAAGCAAUCCAGUUCUAGAGGUGCACAUUGGAGAUGAAAAACAAGUUUAUGGCGUUUCUACAAAAAUGGGAUUCAUUGAAACUAGUCACUUUGUUGAUGCUGCAGGAAUCUGGGCUGGAAGCCAUCUUGUGAAAGCUCUUCCACAUCAGCAUGUUCAAACUGCAGCAUAUCCGUGUACAUAUUCUUACAUUCAUACAUCAAAACUACCAACUGGAUCUGUUAGUGAUAUGACCCCUAUUUUCAAUGAUCUGGACGGAAACAUCAUGCUUCGUACAACUUCAUUCAAAACUCUCUGUGCAGGAUUCUCUGAAGAAAGUAUCAGACCUCUAGCCAGACAAACAGGUUCAGCAACACCAUGGCAACAUCCAGAACCCGAUUGGAAUGUUUUCGAUUCUAACCUCGAAAAGCUUAUCUCCAGAUGCCCGAUGCUUGGAGAAUGCAAUCAUGGUGAUUUAAUAGUUGGGAUGGAAGCGUAUACACCUGACAAGCUUCCAACUAUUGGAGAGAGUUCCCAAGCAAAAGGAUACUGGGUCAUGUGUGGAAUGAAUGGUCAAGGGCUAUCACUGGCUGGAGGACUUGGAAAAGUGCUCGGAGAACUAAUGUGUGAAUCACAAAGUUCCACUGCAGACGUGGCUCGUGUUGAUGUUGGACGAUUCAUUGAUCUUCAUGCGAACAGUCAGUACUUGAUAGGAAGAACUCCGGAAGUGGCUGCAUUGACGUAUUCAAAUCUUUACCACUCCCACCAAUGUCAUACUGCAAGAAAUUUGAGGAUGGCACCAAUUUAUCAUCAACUGCGAGAUGCUGGAGCUGUGUUUGGAGAGAUUAUGGGUUACGAACGGCCAUUGUGGUUUGAAAAAACUGCGAAAUCAGAACGAAACGCAUUGAUGAGUGGGCAAGACUCUCUCGUUGGAAAACCGGAUUGGUUUGAACGAGUCGCCAGUGAGUACGAAGCAUGUAGAGAACGAGUUGGACUUAUGGAUAUGAGUAGCUUCAGCAAAUAUGAUAUUACGGGCGAAGAUGCUGUCGAAUAUCUUCAAUUUCUGUGCUCAGCAAACGUUGACGAACCAAUUGGAACAACAGUUUAUACUGGAAUGCAACAUCAGAAAGGUGGAUAUGUCACUGAUUGCACUCUCAGCAGGCUAGGCGACAAGAAGUUUUUUAUGGUGGCUCCAACAAUUCAGCAGGAACGAGUACUUGUAUGGAUGAAAAAAUGGCAGGCAAUUCUGAAAGCUCGAGUACACGUUCAAGAUGUGACCGGCGCUUAUACGGCUCUUGACAUGAUUGGCCCAUCUUCUCGUUACUUGAUGGGAGAUAUCACUGGUUUAUCAAUGAGCAGCAAUGACUUUCCAACUUUUAGAUGCCAAGAGAUUAAUAUUGGAAUGGCGACUGGAAUACGAGCGAUUAGUGUUACCCAUUGUGGAGAACUUGGUUGGGUCAUUUAUAUACCUAAUGAAGUGGCCCAAAAUGUGUACGAGAAGAUUCUGGAAGCUGGAAAAGAGUACAGUCUCCAACAUGCUGGUUAUUAUACGCUUCGUCAACUUCGAAUAGAAAAGUUCUACGUCUAUUGGGGUCAGGAUAUCAAUGCCACAGUAACUCCUGUUGAGUGCGGAAGACUUUUCAGAGUCGACUUCAAGAAAGAUUUCAUAGGAAAGAAAGCUCUCGAGGAGCAGGUCGAACGAGGAGUUUCAAAACGAUUCGUGCAACUGCUUGUCGAUGGACAUGAUAAGGAAACGGAUCCGUGGCCACAAGGAGGUGAAACUAUUCUGAAAGAUGGUCGACCAGUUGGAUUAACAACUUCGGCUGCUUAUGGCUUCACAUUGGGCUGUCAAGUAUGCAUUGGAUACGUCGAAAAUAAGGAAUUCGGAGUCUCUCCUGAAUUCGUUUCAUCUGGACACUUCGAGAUUGAUAUCGCUGGAAAACGAUUCUCAUGCAGACUCAAUGUUCACUCGCCAUCGCUUCCAAUGAUAUCCAGCGAGCAUCCGCUUCAUUAUAGACCAACACAAUGA